UCAUCAAAAUCAUUAUUGGAUGAAAAUGAUUGUAAUGGGAAAGUUUCAUUCUCCAAAGGUGAUUACAAAUUAUAUGAGUCAGCCAGCCAGUCCAAGGAACAUAAGAUAAAUGUGAAGAAAGAGAUGGUCAAUAGGUUAACCACCUCUGCAGCCCAUGAACCAGAUGUUCCUCGUGAGAAAUAUGAAGCUUUCCAACAUUCAGAGGUCUGCUUUGAGCCUGAGAAAAUUCCUGCAAGACCACUGACUCUCAGGGAGGCACUGGAAGUUCACAAGCCUCAUUUUAUUUCCCGCUCACAAGAACGAUUAAGAAAAAUUGAACACACUGUGCAACUGAGAAAAGCACAACAAAGCGAGGAUUUGGGGGGAAAACAAGGAAGUGCUUUAUCCUGCAAGCUUUCCUCAACUUCCAUUACAAGUAAGAAGAAACAAUAUACUGUUCCUCAUCCACUGAGUGAUAACCUGUUCAAACCAAAGGAACGGUACAUUUCAGAAAAGGAGAUGCAUAUGCGAUCAAAAAGAAUUUAUAACAAUCUUCCUGAAGUGAAGAAGAAACAAGAAGAGAAACAGAAACGGAUAAUCAUACAGAGCAACAGAAAGCGGGUUGAAAUAUUUAAAAAGCAAUUAUUGGACCAACUCCUUCAAAGAAAUACAGAAUGA
This is a messenger RNA of Notechis scutatus (mainland tiger snake), 657 nucleotides long. RefSeq names its product chromosome 4 C10orf90 homolog (gene C4H10orf90). The record is from RefSeq and is a predicted model, not a curated record. Lineage: Eukaryota; Metazoa; Chordata; Lepidosauria; Squamata; Elapidae. Gene Ontology annotation, molecular function: microtubule binding. Gene Ontology annotation, biological process: regulation of centriole replication. Gene Ontology annotation, cellular component: cytosol; centriole; centrosome.